Ornithorhynchus anatinus (platypus) is the source of this 1878-nucleotide messenger RNA. It is a transcript of the gene PSMD13, whose product is annotated as proteasome 26S subunit, non-ATPase 13. Gene Ontology annotation, biological process: ubiquitin-dependent protein catabolic process. The coding region runs from base 87 to 1217 and encodes 376 amino acids. The transcript has 13 exons. Lineage: Eukaryota; Metazoa; Chordata; Mammalia; Monotremata; Ornithorhynchidae. Gene Ontology annotation, cellular component: proteasome regulatory particle, lid subcomplex; cytosol; nucleus. The record is from RefSeq and is a predicted model, not a curated record. Gene Ontology annotation, molecular function: structural molecule activity.
AGCGCCUCGGCCUCUCCCGCUCCCUCUCCUGCUCCCUCUCCUGCUCCUUCCCGUCCGGUCCGGUCCGGUCCUUCGGUGCCCCCGCCAUGAAGGACGUGCCGGGCUUCCUGCAGCAGAGCCAGAGCGCCGGCCCCGGCCAGGCCGCCGUGUGGCACCGGCUGGAGGAGCUCUACACCAAGAAGCUGUGGCAUCAACUCACUCUUCAGGUCCUCGAUUUUGUGCAGGACCCCUGCUUUGCCAAAGGAGAUGGCCUCAUCAAGCUCUACGACAACUUCAUCAGCGAGUUCGAGCACAGAGUGAACCCCCUGUCCCUGGUAGAAAUCAUUCUUCACGUGGUCCGGCAGAUGACAGAUCCCAGCGUGGCCCUUACCUUUCUGGAAAAGACUCGAGAGAAGGUGAAGAGCAGCGAUGAGGCCGUGAUCCUGUGUAAGACGGCCAUCGGGGCCUUGAAGUUGAACAUCGGGGACCUGCCGGUCACCAAGGAGACGAUCGAAGACGUGGAGGAGAUGCUCAACGGCCUCCCCGGAGUCACCUCCGUCCACAGCCGCUUCUACGACCUCUCCAGCAAAUACUACCAGACCGUCGGGAACCACGCCUCCUACUACAAGGACGCCCUGCGCUUCCUGGGCUGCGUCGACGUCAAAGAGCUGCCAGUGUCCGAGCAGCAGGAGAGGGCGUUCACCCUGGGCCUCGCCGGACUGCUGGCCGAAGGGGUUUACAACUUCGGCGAACUGCUCAUGCACCCCGUGCUGGAGUCCCUGCGCGGCACCGACCGGCAGUGGCUGAUCGACACCCUGUUUGCCUUCAACAGCGGCAACGUGGAGAAGUUCCAGGCCCUGAAGGCCGCCUGGGGCCAACAGCCGGACCUGGCUGCCAACGAAGCUCUCCUCCUGCAGAAGAGCCAGCUGCUCUGCCUCAUGGAGAUGACCUUCACCCGACCCGCCAACCACCGGCAGCUGACCUUUGAGGAGAUUGCCAAAAGUGCCAAAGUCACCGUGAACGAGGUGGAGCUGCUGGUGAUGAAGGCCCUGUCGGUGGGGCUGUUGAAGGGCAGCAUCGACGAGGUGGACAGGCGGGUACACAUGACGUGGGUGCAGCCGCGGGUGCUGGACUUACAGCAGAUCAAGGGGAUGAAAGAGCGGCUGGAGUCGUGGUGCACAGACGUGAAGAGCAUGGAGAUGCUGGUGGAGCACCAGGCCCACGACAUCCUCACCUAGAGGGAGGGGAGAGGAGGGGAGGGUCCCGGGCAGCGGGCCCACGCCGGCGGCCCCCACGUAGCCCGACUCUGGACCGGAUCCUCUUCCGGGCGGGGGUCGGGGUGGGCGCCAGCCCCGUUUUCUGACGCUCGCCCGGAGGGGCUCGGCCACCUUCUCCGCACCCGGACCUCUGGUGCCCGGAGCGGGGGCACCUCCGGCACGGGCCCGAAAGGCAGCGACUCCGGGGGCCAGGCCGGACCCCGGGGGGUGCGGUUCCGUUAUUUUUAGAAUGUGGCUACUCCGGCAGGGGGAGGGGGAGGGGGGUCGGAGUCGGCUCCAAGCCCCAACAGGUGGCGGAGAGUUUGUUUUACCAGCCUGGAGAGCGCUGGAGGAGUGCUUGCCACCCUCCCUGAGCCACGGGGGUGGGGGGGCGGCCCCUCCGCCACCCCCCACCUCCAACCCCUCCACCAGCCAGAGGGCAGAAGCCACGGCUUCCUGCCCCCGUUCCCGCGGAGGAAGCCGCUCCCCCCCGGCCCCGCCGGUCACUCGUCUUGAGGAGUCGGAAAUGUAACCUAGCGGAAGUUUUGUUUUUAUAUCCCUGUUGGUUUGGGCUUGUCUUUUAUGAACAUUUUAAAAGUGUGGCACAGGAAUCCUGCUGGAAUAAACUUCUUUGCCUUCCUCC